Messenger RNA from Rhipicephalus microplus (southern cattle tick), 2202 nucleotides. RefSeq names its product endothelin-converting enzyme 1. Gene Ontology annotation, cellular component: plasma membrane. Gene Ontology annotation, molecular function: metalloendopeptidase activity. NCBI's taxonomy places the organism in Eukaryota, Metazoa, Arthropoda, Arachnida, Ixodida, Ixodidae. Gene Ontology annotation, biological process: protein processing. The record is from RefSeq and is a predicted model, not a curated record.
AUGGGUGUUAUUGUAACGCAGCUCAGUUGUAUAAGCUACGUUUCCUAUUAUCAGAAGAUCGGUACACUGUACCAGUCUCAGCGGCAUAUCAUCUCGAGUCCGCCGCCGCCUCCCGAGCGACCUAAACUGGGAACGAAGGCGACCGUGGUGGCCGCACUGCUGGUAGUCGCAGUCGCAGUCUGCGUCGUGUCCGUCGUCGCUGUCCCAAUCGCACGGCGCCUCCGACGCGCCGCCCAGCUCGUCGGCCUGUGCGAGACCACGGCGUGCACCUCGUACGCUCGCAUGGUGGCGCAAAGCACGUCGGGAUCGGUCAACCCGUGCCACAACUUCUACCGCUUCGUCUGCGAAGGCUACGCCAACUCGUCGCGCUCGGUGUUCCGGGACCACAUGGACACCUUCACGAACCUCGUGGCACGCUCUCUGCGCACAGCCGUGGCACCAAAGUCGCCGCAGAGCGCCUUCGAAAAGGCCGCUCUCUUCUACCAAUCAUGCGUCGCUGUCGUCGCUGAAGGGACAAACCAGUUCGAGCAGUUCAGAGUCAUCAUGGAAGACGCCGGUAUCCAAUGGCCCCGGGUCGCACAGCCACCCGAACUCAUGGCCUCUAUGCUCAAGAUGGCCAUUUCCUUGAACAUUUUCACCAUCGUGUUCUUCGCUGCCGAUAUGGUUGACGGGAAGUGCCACAUUGAGAUCUGGAAGGGAGACGUCCUGGAAUACCUGAAGCGACGUCGCCAUGAACUCGAAACCGUCGGCAAGUAUGAUAUGUACUACGAAUCUUUCUCCAGGGUUUUCGGUGGCGACGAUGAGGACCCUAUUCCCAAGAAAGGCGAGGGUGGAGACACCUCGGCUGCACCCAGAAACACGUCACUGAGCUUCGAGCAAUUCCUGCAGACCGAGAACGUCGUCUUCCACUAUCUGACUGGCCGCAAGGAGUCCGCGAAGGCUGUCUUUGACAACAUCGCGAGGCUGCACCGCGUAUCCCCAUCAAUCACGGCCUGGCGCUGGGCAGACGUUUUCAGACAAAUGAUGGGCGUGCCCUCAGAACGUGCCGACAAUGCGUCGUCGUUGACCCUGCCAUGUUCGCAAGAGAUCACGGUUUGGGACUUGCAGUAUCUACGCUCCCUAGACGAUGUACUGCUCGCAGUGGGAUGGCACCGGCUUCAUUUCUACUACGGAUGGACCGUCGUUCAAGUACUGGCUCGAUUCAUGUCCUACGGCCUCGCUGUCAUGAGCCACGGAAGCGUGAAAGGAGCGCGCGAUGAUUCGCCUCUCCACUGCCUGCGCCUCACCGAGAGCACCAUGGGACUGGUGGUGUACCAGCGCUACGCGGCCACUGAUUUCAACGCAGACACGCGAUUGGAGAUGCACGAGAUGGUGAACGUGGUGUAUGCUGCGCUUCUGCGCACGCUGCAGGCCAACCCCGAUCUGGACGUGCGCGAAACGUCGAUAGAUCUGCGACAGCUCGAGAGCAUGCUCCUUCCCAAGUUCGAGCUAAUCGACGACCAUAGAAGGCUUGAUAUGCUGUUCGCCGAUGUCCCACCCAUGGCGAAAGACUCGUUCGCUCAAAACUGGCUGCACCUCCAACAGGCAUUACGGCGCAUGAGCCCUGCAGUACGAAAGGCCAUCCGAUCGUUCUACCUAUCUGCCGUCGCAGCUGCCAGUGGGUACUCGAUUCAUCGAACAAGCGACAGAAGGGAGCUUGGCCUGGCACCCUAUGUGUCGCUCCUGCCAUUGUACGACCCUCAGGUGGUAGACAGCAUCAAGUACGGCGGCCUGGGCUCCAUGAUCGCAGAGGCCACUUUCCAGUUCUUUCAAGAACACCUGCCCGAGCACAGCCGCUUCCUCGCACUGCUCGCGCAGCGCACCAACUGCUACGAGACCGGUCGGUUGCGCGGACUCAAGACGGACCCCACCAAGCACGCGGCAUUCGAACGCGCAGUUGCCCUGUCCAUCCUGUGGCAGGCGUUCCGGUCUCCGCUGCGGCGCCACGACCCGCGCUGGCGGCUGCGCGGCCUCGAUUCCUUCUCCGAGGAGCAGCUCUUCUUCUUGGCCACUUGCUUCCCGCUGUGCACCGGAUACCAGAGGGCAGUGGCCGAGGUUCAGUGCAACGAGCCGCUCAGGCACAGCCGACACUUCCCGGGCGCCUUCCAGUGUGCCGGAGGAGCGCCCAUGAAUCCGCGGCUCAAGUGCAGCGCUUUCUACUGA